AUGCCGAGAGGAAACCGACGCAAGCAGAACGAGGAGCAGCUGAUGCUGAUGCAGUGGAAGCUGAAGAGCGACGAGAUAACGCCGAUCGACACCAAGCAGUUGCGAGCCUUCAGCUCGAACUCAGUCAGCAUCACGGCCGCCUCGCUAGAGGACACCCAGGCGGUCGAGCACAGCCUGCGACAGAAACACGAGGCGCUGCUGUCGCGUCUCUAUAUGUGCCGCGGUCGCAUGGCCGUACUGAAGCGGCUCACGCGCGAGCAGUUCCACGUGCCGCGAGAGGAGCUGCUGCUGCUCAAGGAGCUGAAGGACAUGUCACACGACAACGUCAACCUGUUUAUCGGCAUGUGCAUGGAGGGCGACAACAGAUCGAUCGUGAUGGAGUACUGUAACAAGGGAAGUCUAUACGACAUACUCGAGCACGAAGACACAAAGCUAGACUGGAACUUUCGUUCCUCCUUCAUCUUCGACCUCGUUAAGGGCAUGGAGUACCUGCACACGACUCAGUUCCUCAGCUCUCACGGUCGCCUGAAGUCAACUAACUGCGUCAUCGACUCGCGCUGGGUGCUAAAGAUCACCGACUACGGACCGCACUACUACACGAUCCCGCUAGACACUGCCGAAGCCUACAUGGACAAGAAAUCGCUGCUGUGGGCGGCCCCGGAACUACUUCGCACGCCGACACCGCCCUACCAGGGCACUCAUAAAGCCGACGUCUACAGCUUCGGUAUCAUCCUAUCUGAGAUCAUCAUCAGGGCGGCUCCGUACGACCACAACAACAAGGAAUUCGAUGAGAUCGUGCAGCGCGUUGAGCUUCGGGAGACGCCGCCGUAUCGUCCCGUACUGAACGACGCCGACCGCACGCAGUGCCCGGAGUCGCUCGUGCGCCUGAUGCGCCAGUGCUGGAGCGAGGAGCCGGAGAGGCGACCCAGCUUCUUCGCCAUCCGCAGGGAACUGAGAAACGUGUUCGGCGACAAGUAA
Priapulus caudatus is the source of this 978-nucleotide messenger RNA. RefSeq names its product atrial natriuretic peptide receptor 2-like. Gene Ontology annotation, biological process: receptor guanylyl cyclase signaling pathway; protein phosphorylation; cGMP biosynthetic process. Bases 1 to 978 code for a protein of 325 amino acids. Gene Ontology annotation, molecular function: ATP binding; peptide receptor activity; protein kinase activity. The record is from RefSeq and is a predicted model, not a curated record. NCBI's taxonomy places the organism in Eukaryota, Metazoa, Priapulida, Priapulimorpha, Priapulimorphida, Priapulidae. The transcript has 7 exons.